AUGAACAGACAAGUCUGCAAGACAUCUGGUGGCGGCAGCCAGGGCUUCACGGGCCGCUCCGCCGUGGUCUCAGGCAGCAGCAGGAUGAGCAGUGUGGCCCGCUCCGGGGGAGCCAGUGGAGGGGCCUGCGGGUUCCGGGGUGGAGCGGGAGGCUUCGGCAGUCGCAGCCUCUACAGCCUGGGUGGCAACAAGAGCAUCUCCAUCAGCGUGGCUGGUGGCUCCCGGGCUGGUGGCUUUGGGGGAGGGCGUAGCAGCAGUGGCAGUGUCUUUGGGGGCGGCUAUGGAGGUGGCUUUGGUGGUGGCAGAGGAAUAGGAGGUGGCUUUGGAGGAGCUGGUGGCUUUGGAGGAGGAGCUGGUGGCUUUGGAGGAGGUGCUGGUGGCUUUGGUGGAGCUGGUGGCUUUGGUGGGCCCCGUGGCUUUGGUGGGCCCGGAGGCUUUGGUCCUGGUGGCUUUGGUGGCCCUGGUGGCUUUGGUCCUGGUGGCUUUGGUGGUCCUGGUGGCUUCCCCGGGGGAAUCCAGGAGGUGACUGUCAACCAGAGCCUCCUGCAGCCCCUCAAUGUGGAGAUCGACCCCCAGAUCGGGCAAGUGAAGACCCAGGAGCGCGAGCAGAUCAAGACCCUCAACAACAAGUUUGCCUCCUUCAUCGACAAGGUGCGGUUCCUGGAACAGCAGAACAAGGUCCUGGAGACCAAGUGGGAGCUGCUCCAGCAGCAGACCACAGGAGCUGGCUCAGGACCCAACAACCUGGAGCCUUUCUUUGAAUCCUACAUCAGCUUCCUGCGCAGGCAGUUGGAUUUGGCUCUAGGGGAGAGAGGAAAUCUGGAAGGAGAGCUGAAGAAUAUGCAGGACCUUGUGGAAGACUUCAAAAAGAAGUAUGAAGAUGAGAUUAACAAGCGGAAUGCGGCUGAGAAUGAGUUUGUGGGGCUCAAGAAGGAUGUGGAUGCGGCGUACAUGACCAAGACGGAGCUGCAAGCCAAGGUGGACAGCCUGACAGAUGAACUGAACUUCUUGAGGACCCUCUAUGAGAUGAGUCAUGUCAGUGACACAUCUGUGGUCCUGUCCAUGGACAACAACCGCUGCCUGGAUCUGGACAGCAUCAUCGCCGAGGUCAAGGCCCAGUAUGAGGAGAUUGCCCAGAGAAGCAAGGCCGAGGCUGAGGCAUUGUACCAGACCAAGCUUGGGGAACUUCAGACCACUGCUGGCAGGCAUGGGGAUGACCUGAAGAACACCAAGAGUGAGAUCAUGGAGCUUAACAGGAUGAUCCAGAGGCUGCGGGCUGAGAUUGAGAAUGUUAAGAAGCAGAAUGCCAACCUGCAGGCAGCCAUCGCUGAAGCUGAGCAGCGUGGGGAGAUGGCGCUCAAGGAUGCCAAUGCCAAGCUCCAGGGCUUGCAGACCGCCCUGCAGAAGGCCAAGGAUGACCUGGCCCGGCUGCUGAAAGAGUACCAGGAGUUGAUGAAUGUGAAGCUGGCGCUGGAUGUGGAAAUAGCCACCUACAGGAAGCUGCUGGAGGGCGAAGAGUGCAGGAUGUCUGGAGAAUGUCAGAGUGCUGUGAGCAUCUCGGUGGUCAGCAAUGUCACCAGCACAAGCAGUGGCUCUGGUGGAAGCCGUGGAGGGUUCAGUGGUGGCAGCAGCGGUGGCUACAGAGGCGGCAGUACCAGCAGAGGCAGCAGUGGAGGCUACGGAGGAGUCCGCGGUAGCAGCAGUGGAGGCUACCAGAGCGGCAGCAGCGGGGGCUACCAGAGCGGCAGCAGCGGGGGCUACCAGAGCGGCAGCAGCGGGGGCUACCAGAGUGGCAGCAGCGGGAACAGGCUCAGCAGCGGAGGAAGCAGCUCUGUGAGCCAGAGUGGAAUUGGCUCCAGCUCUGGUGGCAUCCAGACCUCAGGAGGCAGCAGCUAUAAGUCUGGCAGUGGAGGCAGCACCAACAUCCGCUUCUCUCAGACCACCAGCUCCAGCCAGCACUGCUCCAAGUGA
Molecule: messenger RNA, 1971 nt
Organism: Canis lupus familiaris (dog)
Lineage: Eukaryota; Metazoa; Chordata; Mammalia; Carnivora; Canidae
Gene: KRT76
Product: keratin 76
Biological process (GO): intermediate filament organization; keratinization
Cellular component (GO): keratin filament
Molecular function (GO): structural constituent of skin epidermis
Source: RefSeq, marked validated